CCCAGCUGUGCCUGCCACCUCUGGCCGCUGCACGCCACCCCUCUAGCCCGCCCGCCCGCUUCCUCAGAGGCCCCGACCGCUGUGGGCAGGCUUUGCUACAGAUUGGGAUCAACAUGAUGGCACUGCCUGGAGGCCGCCACCUGGACUCCAUCCCCCUGCCGGGUCAGCGGCUGCACCUGAUGCAGGUGGACUCAGUGCAGCGCUGGAUGGAGGACCUGAAGCUAAUGACGGAGUGCGAGUGCAUGUGUGUCCUGCAGGCGAAGCCCAUCAGCCUGGAGGAGGAUGCCCAAGGUGACCUCAUCCUGGCUGGUGGCCCUGGCCCUGGAGACCCCUUGCAGCUGCUGCUCAAGCGGGGCUGGGUCAUCAGCACCGAGCUGCGCAGGAUUGGGCAGAAGCUGGCCCAGGACCGCUGGGCACGCGUCCAUAGCAUGAGCGUACGUCUGACUUGCCACGCCCGCUCCAUGGUCAGCGAGUACACUGCUGUCAGCAGGAGCUCCUCACAAGAGAUGGGCCAGGUUGAGAAGCUGCUAAUGGAGAAAUGCUCAGAGCUCUCAGCAGUCACGGAGAGGUGCCUCCAGGUUGAGAAUGAGCACGUCCUGAAGUCAAUGAAGGCCUGUGUGAGUGAGACGCUGAGCACACUGGGCCAGCACUUUGGCCAGCUGCUGGAGCUGGCCCUGACUCGGGAGGUGCAGGCACUAGUGAGAAAAAUUGAUGCCUCUGACAAUAUCUAUACCACGGAAUCCACCACAGGCAACCUGUUCAGCCUGACCCAGGAGGGGGCUCCCCUGUGCCGCAUCAUAGCCAAGGAGGGUGGGGUCGUAGCACUCUUCAAGGUCUGCCGGCAGGACAGUUUCCGGUGUUUGUACCCGCAGGCGCUCCGCACACUGGCCUCCAUCUGCUGUGUGGAGGAGGGUGUCCAUCAGCUGGAGAAGGUGGAUGGUGUUCUGUGCUUGGCCGACAUCCUGACGGACAACAGCCAUUCAGAGGCCACACGGGCUGAAGCUGCAGCCGUGGUCGCCCAGGUCACCUCCCCACACCUGCCCUUCACUCAGCACCUCAGCAGCUUCCUGGAGAGCAUGGAGGAGAUCGUGACAGCUCUCGUCAAACUGUGCCAAGAGGCCUCGUCUGGGGAAGUCUUCCUGUUGGCCUCUGCGGCUCUUGCCAACAUCACCUUCUUUGACACAAUGGCCUGUGAGAUGCUUCUGCAGCUGAAUGCCAUCCGUGUCCUCCUGGAAGCCUGCAGCGACAAGCAGAGAGUGGACACGCCUUAUACUCGGGACCAGAUUGUGACCAUCUUGGCCAACAUGUCUGUCCUAGAGCAGUGUGCCUCUGACAUCAUUCAGGAGAAUGGGGUCCAGCUUAUCAUGGGCAUGCUGUCUGAGAAGCCAAGGUCUGGGACCCCUGCUGAGGUGGCAGCCUGUGAGCGAGUCCAGCAGAAGGCGGCAGUGACCUUGGCCCGUCUCAGCCGAGACCCAGAUGUAGCACGGGAGGCCGUGCGGCUGAGCUGCAUGUCCCGUCUCAUUGAGCUCUGCCGAUCGCCCUCCGAGAGGAACAGCAGUGACGCGGUGCUCGUGGCCUGCCUGGCUGCUCUGCGUAGAUUGGCUGGGGUCUGCCCUGAAGGCCUCCAGGACUCUGACUUCCAGCAGCUGGUCCAGCCCCGGCUGGUGGACUCUUUCUUACUUUGCAGCAACAUGGAGGAGAGUUUUGUGUAGCUAGAGAAAGAGAGAAAAGGCGUUCGGCCCCAUUCUCAUGUCCCCUCUGAGUACACACCUGUGAACACACGUGACUACACACCAGCCCCCUCACCUCCUUAUUUAUACUUAAUUUAUUUUUUACAUGGAAUGGACAGAGGGCUAAAUAUUCUAGCAACAUCAUUAGACAGUCUGUGUUCCUUGGGAGUAUUUUUU
Molecule: messenger RNA, 1907 nt
Organism: Hipposideros armiger (great roundleaf bat)
Lineage: Eukaryota; Metazoa; Chordata; Mammalia; Chiroptera; Hipposideridae
Gene: INSC
Product: INSC spindle orientation adaptor protein
Exons: 13
Coding region: 114-1712 (532 amino acids)
Biological process (GO): establishment of mitotic spindle orientation; apical protein localization; asymmetric cell division
Cellular component (GO): apical cortex
Molecular function (GO): cytoskeletal adaptor activity; protein binding
Source: RefSeq, a predicted model, not a curated record